Molecule: messenger RNA, 6584 nt
Organism: Schistosoma spindalis
Lineage: Eukaryota; Metazoa; Platyhelminthes; Trematoda; Strigeidida; Schistosomatidae
Source: the annotation of a GenBank genome assembly
AUAGCUCCAAGUUCGAAAUUUGCAACAUAUGUUCCUGAACACUAAUCGCCCAUUUGACAUUCUAAAUCGAAGUGGAUUCGAUAAACAAUAUGAAGAGUAUAAACAAGGAAUGUAUCUUACUCAGUGUGUGAUGAGUAUAUUCCAAGAGAAAUGUGAACUUCAGUCGAAUUAUUCACGAGCUCUAUCAGGAUUAAGUGGUCGUUUACGUGAUGCUCUGGCAAAAACAACGGGUGGCACAGUUCAUACAGCUUGGUUACGAAUAGCUAAUGCUUUAGAAAUCGAAUCAAAAUUACAUGAAAAAAUUGUUGAAAAUUUAUUAAAUGAUUUAAUUAAACCAUUGAAUAAUUUAAUUGAAGCAUUUAAAAGAAACAAAAAGUCACUAAAAAAAUGUGUCGACAAAGAAACAAAUAAUUUAUUCUCUUCGUACGAAAUGGAAUUCCAUGCCAGACAUAAAUUAUUUACAUGUUUUCGUAAUUAUGAACGUGUGUGUUACAACUAUCAUAUACAAUCAAGGGAUCAACAAAAACAAUUAAGUCAAACUGUUCAAUCAAAUAAUGAUAUACAGAAAAAGCGUAGUUUAAGCAUGAAUCGAUUUGAUACAUCUAGUCUAUCAACUAUGGACUCUACAAAUAAUAGUUUAUUAUCCGAACAUUAUUUAUCAAUUCGACGAAAUUCUAUUGAUGUUGACACUAAAAUAAAAACAACAACUCUUGAAUCAUAUGACACAACAACAUCAAAUCUACUCUUUUUUAAAGAUACUGAUAGUUCUACAAGUCCAUGUUUUGUUUCACGAUCCAGUACUUUGUAUACUUCUUUACCUCAUAAGAAAAAUCCAAAUAUUAUUCGAUAUCAUAGCAGCUUGUCGUCGAGAAAUGGAAGAAAAUUUUUAACAAUGGAUAAGUUGAAAGACGCCUAUAAUACCACUCUAACUCACUAUUAUCGAACAUGUUUGUCAGCUGAAGAAGCUAGAAUUGAUUGGCAUUCAAGAAUUUUGAAAUGUCUUAAUCAUCAACAAAUAUUAGAAAAUGAUCGUUUAAAUAGUUUAACUAAUGGUUUAACAGUUUAUCGUAAUACUUUAGAUGAUACUUUACCAACAUGGAAAGCUGUUAUAAAUGAAGUAGCUAAUGCUAUCAGUUUAGCUGAUCCAUUAUUAGAUUUACAAAAUUUUCGACAACGUUCUCAUCAUCAAGAAGAUUUGUCUCAAAUAUCACCACAACAAUCAACAAAUUCAGUGAAUAAACAAAUUGAUAGUUCUAUAAAAUCAAAGAAUGUUGGUUGUUCACUUCAACGUCUUAUCGAUUUACCAUGCGAAAAUGUAUUACUACAACAAAAUCAACUCCGUCAGAGUCCAUCUAAUCCAUCCUCGAAAUCACAGGCGUUCAAUAUUAUAUGUAGAAAAAAAUCUCAAACAUCUGUCGACAGAAGCAAAGAAAAUACUCACAUAAAAUUCAUCAGUUCAUCGUCAUCAUCACCAGUUAGCUUACGUUUAAUAAUUCAGCACUGUUUAACUAAAUCGUCAAUAUUAACAUUACUUGAUAUGUUAACUAAAGAUAUUGAAAAAGAACGUCGUACAAAAAGAGGUUUAUCGAAUUUAGUCCAAGUCUAUGCUCAUCAACCAGCUUAUACUGAUAUAGAUACACUUAUGGAAUCACGUCAUCGUUUAUAUUUCUCACGUGUACGUCUCACUUAUCUUUUGUUAUGUCGUCAAAAAUUAACGCAUAGUUUAAAACAAAUUCAUUCAAGUUCAUUUGAAAAUAUAGAAACAGACAAAAGAAUCUUCAACUCAUUAUCAUCAUCAUCAUCUUCACCAUUGUCAUCGGAAAACCUAGAAUUAUCUUCAAUUUUAGUACAGGCUGGAUUUUCCAAAAUGAUUCUUACUUCACGUAUAUGUUCUGAUCUAAAUAACACUAAAACUAUCAAUAAUAACAAUAAUAAUGAUAAGAAAUCUUAUUUGAUCACAUCACGUUGGAUACGUUUACCUGAUUUGGAUAGAUUAACUAAUUAUGAGUUAAAUUUAAUGGAAUGGCCUCCAUUUCCUGUAGAAGAUAUAGCACAUGAAAAUGUGAAUGAUAAUAUAUUUCAAUUGGAUAUUGAAAAGAUUCGUGAACAACUUAAAUCACAAUCGUCUUGGAUAUUAGACUGUAUGAAUAAUAGCAAUGGUAACUAUGAUAUCGAUAAUGCAAACACGUUGAGUCAUGCACAUUUUACUGUUACAUCCAAUAACAAUAGUAUAACUGAUAAAUAUCAACAUAUACCUCAUGAAAUAAUGCAUAAUCAGUUUAAAUCUCCAAUUAAACGAAGUGUUACCUGUUCAGAAAAGUCAGUUUCAUUCAUAUCAACCAACAAUAUACUCAAUAGUAACAUAAUUGAAAAAUCUAAUCAAUCAUUAAAGAAACCUUUUCAUGGUAAUAGUAUUGAUAUUAGUAAUAAUGAUAAAUCAUUAGAAAGGAAUAAUCGAUUCUCUGUAAUCAAGCAAUCUUCCAACAUAGAAGUUUCUAGAAAGCGAUCACCUGAAACAUGCAAAAUUCAAUCUGAACAAACUGAUAUGGUUACUAUGAAUAAUAAUUUAGGUAUCAUUAAAAAUAAUACUAACAGUAUUUCCAGACAUUCAAUACUUGAUCAUUCAAUAAAUUCUCAUAAACCAAUUGUACCAUUAGCAACUGAUGAAAUUGAUACUGAAGAUUCUAUAGACAAACAUUGUUCAUCAAUAUCGUCAGUUCUUUAUUCAUCAUCUAUUUCACCGGAAAAUACUGAAAAUUCUAAAGAAAUUUUAACAACUAAUUCAUUUUGGUCUCGUCUCAGCCAUGGAUUACGUGGAUCAUCUAACAACAAACAACAAUCUAAUCAUAACAAAUCUGAACAUAAUAUCAAAUCUCACCGCAACACUAAUAAUUCGUCAUCUAGAAAAGUGAUUGUCAAAUCUGAAAUAUCAGAACCAUCAUGUUUACGCAUUGUAAACAUUCCAAAUAGUUCAUCCUCUCUUGAUUCAGGUAAUACUGGUUCCAUAGAUAGUGGACCUAGUUCUUCAUGUAAAUCAGUUCAUUUUAACACUGAUUCAAUUGUGACCAAUAACUAUAAUUUGGAGAAAAACAGUUCAGAUUUGAAUCUAGAAGUUGGAUCUUCUUCCAAUUUGCAUUGUUUAGGUUGGGCCAAAGUUCAACGAAACUAUCUACCUCGCAAUUCUACUGAAAUUCAUUUACAAGAAGGUGAUAUUAUUAGUAUUUAUCGUAAAGUUAACUCGGAUUGGUGGUAUGGUGAAGUGAAUAAUAAAAAAGGUUUAUUUCCAGUAAAUCAUAUUGAAGAAUUUUAAAGUUUCAAUUAAUAAAUAACAUUAAACAAUUAUUGUAUUCCUUAUAAUUAUUUGAGUGAAUUCAAAGUACCCUACACAUGUUAUCUUCUCUCCUGUUUUGUUCAACAUUACUUACUUACACCUGUUACUCCUCGUGGAGGAGGAUAGACUGCUCACCAGCACUUACCAUUUAACUCUGGUCCAUCCUUUCCAGUUGUUAUUCAUCCCUUUCAUUUCUGCUUAUAUUUCUUGACGUAAUAUGUUCUUUGACCUUCCUCUAUUCCGCUUCCUUUUAGGGUUCUAUGUUAGGGCUUGCCUCGUGAUGCAGUUUAGUGACUUUCGUAAUGUAUGUCCUAUCCAUUUCCAUCGUCUUUUCUUAAUUUCCUGUUCAGCUGGAAGUUGGUUUGUUCUCUCCCAUAAAAGGCUGUUGCUGAUGGUAUCCGGCCAAUGGAUGUUGAGUAUCUUGCGUAGACAGCUAUUUAUAAGUACUUGUACUUUUUUGAUGAUGGUUGUAGUAGUUCUGGAUGUUUCAGCUCCGUACAGUAGAACUGUCCCGACGGUCGUAUUGAAGAUUCUGAUUUUGUUUGUUCAGCAUACCUGAUAUAUAUAUAUAUAUAUAUAUAUAUAUAUAUAUAUAUAUUAAUUUACAUGAAGCCAAUAACAACAUAUCACUUAUCAAAAUGAUGAAAUAGUUAUCAAUGUUUAUGUAUAUAUAUGUUUAAAAUGAAGAUCAAUAAAUUGAUCUACCUGUUGACCUCUUGUACCAUGACCUGUUGAUGAUUACUCCGAUUUGGAUGAAUAUACAAAUAUGCUAUACACAUAUAUCUCCCAUUAUCUAGUCUAACCGUAUGUAUAUGACAACAGUAACAAGAGGAAGGCAUAUGCGGGUUGUGUUGGAUAAAUUUAUUUUAAGCAUUUGUUUAUUCAGAUAAACAUAAAUUAUAAGAAAAAGGAAAGCAAAGCGGAGAAACUGAACAAGUCAAGUUGAUUGAAUUCAAGCAUAACUCAAUAUUUAUUAGUCAGAUAAGCACUACAUACAUACAAAUACAUUCAUAUAAAAAUAGUCAAAGGUUAACAAGUGAAUAAUUAACAAAGUUAAAAUAUAACUUGAAAUCAAUGAAUAAAUCAAUCUGUUCUGAAGUCAGAAUACCCCAUAUGAAGCUGACAAACUUAGCAGUUUAACUAUGGAAUUCAUGAUGUGAUAUACAUUAUCAUAUUUGCUACUAUGUUGUACUCUAUAUAUAUAUAUAUAUAUAUAUAUAUAUAUAUAUAUAUAUAUAUAUAUAUAUAUAUAUAUAUAUAUAUAUAUAUUAUAUAUUAUUAUGCUAUGAAUUCUAUAUUAAACAUAAAAGGAAAAAUAAUGUUCACUCACUCAAUGUUGAAUAUUGUAUUGAACAAUGAAAAGUAGAUACACUACUAACUCACUAACACUUAUCCUAUGCCCCCCCCAUUGUACUAAACGUUUGAUAUUGAAUAAAGUGAGUAAUACUAUUGUCAUUAUUACUAUUAUUAUUAUUAUUCCUGAUUUGUAUUAUACUCUUAAAUUAUUAUACAUAUCAUUACAGAAAGUAAGUCAAUGAAGUAAACUUUCAAUUUAUUUAACUUUAUAUUUAAAUAUCUUAGAAAUAUAUAGAUCUAAAUGCUCAUUUUCUGUGUAUAGAUUAUAUUAUAAUGUAUAAAUAAGAUGAAUAUCAUCAGCACCAUUACUACCACAACCACCACCACCAUCUCCACUAGUCACACACACACACACUCUCUCUCCCUCUCCAUCUAUAAUUCUCUUUAUACACAGAAACAAUUAAUAGACGAUAACAUUUAUGAGUAUAAUUCAUGUUGUAUUCUAUAUUUAAAUAGUAAUUUUCAUUUGUUUUGUUUUUAUUUUCAAUGUUAUUUAUCCCAACUUUGUUUUCUCUUUUUUUUCUUUUAUUUCAUUUCGAUUUUUUUUCUUUGUUUUUUUUUGUAGUCCCAUUGAUAUUUUCUUUCUUCUUUUUUUUGUUGAAAAUAAACAAACUUAUUUUUGACAGGGUUCUCUACUAGACCUUGUCUUUUUGAUGAUAAAUAUGUCUCUGUGUUUAUUCAUUGUUGAAUAGUUUGGUUUUUUCGUUGGUUGUUUUUUUAAUAUUUUUUUUGGUAGUUAUUGGGUUUACCGAGAGAGAGAGGGGGGGAGGAAGGGGUAGGAGAUUUCUAUUUCAUUUUAAUGAUUUUAUUCUAGUUUUAUGUUAUGGAUUUAUUGUAAUCUCUUGUUUUAUUAUAAUCAUUAUGAAUAAUAAUAAUAAGUUUUCUUAUUGAACAGUUAAAUCGAUUACUUAAGUUUUUCUAAUAAACCUCAGAUUAAAUCUACAGAUUAACUUGAAUACGAGAGAAAAUAGUCGAAGUGUGAAAAGAAUGCUCUACUCAAAGGUUAGUUUAUGUACAGAGAAUUAAAGAUAAUAAUAGUAUUCCAGAUGGUUUUACAUUUCUGGAACCAUACUAAACAUCGUAGUAGAAUAGGUAGACGUACACGACUGUUCACUUCCUAGAUGUUCCUGAGGAACUUCUAUCGAAUACUGAUUGGACAAGAUGUUUCUCAAUGUUUUCAAGGUUCCUCUGGAUUUUUUAUAGGAAUGGUUUAGAUGUCUCCGUCACCUUUUUUUUUCAACGAUAGCUGCCUAUAUUAGUGCAGACCAAAUCCUAUCGGCCAAGUUGCAAUGUGGCCACCAGUCUAGGUGACUCGACAUUGCGUGCACUAUGUUGAGAUAAUAUAUUGGUUGUGGGUGGUAACGUCUCUGACUGUAAAGCUAGGUGACAUGGAAUGGAAUCCGUCAGGAAGCAUCCGUUCUUUCAAGAUUACAAGUACACCUUGUUAACGACUGCCAAGUAGCAUUCUUAAUGUUACUCAAAACCAGAUUAUGCAUUAAAUCAAUAGAUCACAAUAAUUGUACAUGUUAUACACUCGAUUAAAUUAACUGAUUAAGAACUACAAAUAAACCUGGCAGGUAGUUCACUAGCACACAACAGAAAUCAAUCAUUAUAUGGAAUCGAUUAAUAGAAAAGGUGUUACCAAAUCCAUGAAAUUCUAUUUUUCCCUAUAUGGCAAACAGUGAAUAUACUAUGUAAAAGAAGGGAACUCUUACUGUCAAGUUAACUGCUCUUAUAGAUUUAGUUCCAUUAAUGAAUAAUAUUGGACUAAUCAGAAAUAAAAACUUUUCUUCUGGUACAAUACCCUAAAACUUCAAGAUAUAUUUUAGUAAAUCUUUUAGAAACAUUAGAUUUAAACUGGUAAAGAUAUGUAGUGAGCCAAUUACCUCUUCAAAUC